AAAGGUCCAAUAUUAAUGAAAGGCUUGAGGAAGCCGAGCAAACGGUUAAACCCUCGGCCAAGUCACCAAUUCUCUUCGCGGUUUCAUCCUCCGUCAGACGCCAACACGCAGCACAUCAUCAGCACCGCAGCACGCCUCUUCAGUCGUCAACUACUCACAUCACUCCCGUCGCUCAGUCGCCUGCUCUCCGCCACUCAACCUUCAGCGGCUCAGUCAAUCGGCGCUUCCCUCAAUUUUCACAUCCAACCAUUCGUAGUCCCGAAAUGGGUGUCCCUGCAAAUAAUAGCGUGUUGGCCAUCUCAGAGACACAAUCUAAUAAACGCAGGAGAAAUAAAUCCAUUGUUUGGGAACAUUUCACACUUGUAGCUAUCAAUGGUGACUGUACAAGAGCAUUCUGUAACCAGUGCAAAAAAUCAUUCGCUUAUGUCACUGGCACGAAAUCAGCAGGCACCAGCCACCUUAAGCGGCACAUUUCCUUGGGUAUCUGCCCUGCCAAUCGUCUGAAUCAAGGUAAAAAUCAAGUGACUCUGUACAAUCCUGCUUCACAAGCUCGUGUCAGUACUACUUUUAGAGCAAGAAAAAACUCCAGAGCAACUCCACCGUCCUUUGAUCAGGACUCAUGCAAUUAUAUGAUUGCUAAAAUGGUAAUUCAGCAUGACUACCCACUUCAAAUUGUAGAAGAUGCUGGGUUUGCUAAAUUUGCACGGACUCUUCAACCGAACUUCAUUUCAAGUGUUGAUGCAGUUGAGAAGCUUGUUAUGAACAUCUAUUCUAGAUGCAAGCAGAACCUUUUGAACCUCCUUGGUGAAAUUCCUGGGCGUCCAAGUCUUACAUUGGAUAUGAGAACUUCAGAUCGGAGUGUGGGAUACUUAUUUAUAACAGGAUAUUUUAUCGAUCACCAUUGGAAAUUUCAUCGACGCCUUCUUAAUGUAAUCACUGUACCUCACCCUGAUUUAGAGUAUUCGUUCAGUCAUGCUGUGUCCACCUGCCUAACUGACUGGUGUUUUGAGAGCAAGCUGUUUACUCUGACCGUUGAUGAGUCCAUUGCAAAUGAAGCUGUCAGGGGUAAUCUAAGGAGUCUUCUGUCCAUCAAGAACCUUAUCCUCGACGGGCAGCUCAUAAUUGGUAGAUGUUUUGCUCGGGUUUUGAGUCAGCUUGCACAGGAUGCCUUAGAGUCUAUGGCACAGAUUGUUGAGAAAGUUCGUCAAAGUGUGAAGUAUGUGAAAACAGAAGAUGUCCAUGAGAAAAAGUUUUUUGAACUGAAAAAGCAGCUCCAAGUUCCAAGCGCGAAGGAACUAGCCAUUGAUGACUAUGCGAAGUGGAACACUACAUAUCAGAUGCUGAUGGCAGCUUCUGAAUUGAAAGAAGUAUUUUAUUGCUUAGACACUUCUGAUCCAGAUUACAAAGUAACCAUAUCGAUGGAUGAAUGGAAGCAGGUUGAAGUUCUGUGCAAAUAUCUGAAAGUUUUUCAUGAUUCUGCCAUCAUUUUAGCUGCCCCAGUGUACCGUAUGUCCAGUACAUUCUUUCGUGAAGUGUGGAUGAUUCAGCGUGAGCUGAUGCGCUCAGCUUCUAGUGACGAUCAUUUCAUUAGCACUUUCACUAAACCAUUGUCAGAGAAGUUUGACAAAUAUUGGAAAGAUUGCAAUCUUGUAUUAGCUGUUGCUGCAGUUAUGGAUCCUCGGUUCAAGAUGAAAUAUGUUGUGUUUAGCUUUGAAAAGAUUUAUAACGACGGAGCAGAUUCUUGGAUCAAAACUGUUGAUGACGGAUUACAUGAACUGUUUCUUGACUACUUUGUGCAAUCACUGCCUCCACCCGUCUUUGUGGAAGAUGCAUUUGAGAAUGGUAUAAAGCCAGAGGCAUACCAAGAAGGAGAAAGUCUUCUUAAUGGAGAUUGCUUUUCAGAUUUUGAUGUGUACGUCAACGAUUUCUCAAAAAGCCAUCAUGAUAUGAAAUCAGAAUUAGAUGAGUAUCUUGAAGAAACUCUUUUGCCUCAAGUUCAAGAGUUUGAUGUUCUAGGUUGGUGGGAAAUGAACAAGGUCAAGUACCCAAUUCUCUCUAAAAUGGCAUCGGAUAUUUUGUGUAUUCCAGUCUCAACUGUUCUUCCAGAUUCCAUCUUUGAUACGGUAAAAAGACACAUUGAUAGGUUUCGGAGCUCAUUGAAACCGUCUACUCUUCAGGCCCUUUUUUGUGCAAAGGAUUGGAUGCAGUUUGAGAGUUCGGAACUGCCAUUAAAAAUCCCAAUCGGAAAUUUGAAAAUUGAGCACUAAUUAGUGUUCUUCUUUCAAAUAAAAGAAGGUUCUUAUUUUUUUGCCAAUUUUGCACAGAAUGUUAUAUAGGUCAGUGCAAUUCUUUUUCUGCUGCUCUUUCGGAUUGUAUUAAAUUUAAAUUUUGAUCAAGGCAAAGGCUGUUCGAGUAAGUUAAUAAUAUUACGUUUAGAUUAACAUGCAUACCUUGUGAUUUUGAGGUUUGGAGUAGUUGACGUUUAGAUCUAAACAAUG
Molecule: messenger RNA, 2498 nt
Organism: Cuscuta europaea
Lineage: Eukaryota; Viridiplantae; Streptophyta; Magnoliopsida; Solanales; Convolvulaceae
Source: the annotation of a GenBank genome assembly